This is a messenger RNA of Sitodiplosis mosellana (orange wheat blossom midge), 2177 nucleotides long. Its product is annotated as inhibitor of growth protein 1. Bases 536 to 1753 code for a protein of 405 amino acids. The record is from RefSeq and is a predicted model, not a curated record. Lineage: Eukaryota; Metazoa; Arthropoda; Insecta; Diptera; Cecidomyiidae. Gene Ontology annotation, biological process: positive regulation of DNA-templated transcription. Gene Ontology annotation, cellular component: nucleus. The transcript is spliced from 3 exons.
GUCACUCAAGUGAAAGAUGUAAAGUCUCAUUUACACUGAGCGUUCAUUUGGUGUUUCAUUACGUUUUCGGGAGAUUUUACCCAAGAAUAAUGUAAAUCAAACGAUAUCUCAAUUGUAACACUAAAAUUUCAUCAGAUGAUCAUUUUUUCGCAGAAGAAUUCAUUUCAAAUUGAAAGAAUUCCACCAAUUUGGGAACCGCGUAUUAAUGCAUCAUCGAAUGUGAAUGAUGCUUAAUGCCCAUUUUGUUUUUUAUUUUUAUUGUCAAUCAGGUUUUUUCUCGUUCCCGAUAGCAUUGCCAACGCCAUAGCACAACUUUUACAAUUAUUUAGUGUGUGUAAAUUUUAAGUGCUUCUCGCUGUGUGUUUGCGAAAUAAUUCAGUGUUUGCGAGCCAUAGCAAAAUUUACCUAUGAUAUGUGGUGCAAAUUGAAUAAAAUUCGUGUGCCGAUCCAUAGUGGAAGUGAAAAAAUUGAAUAACUUAUAGAGAAAGUAGUUUUCGGUAAGCGAAUCAACACCAUUACAACGACUUGACAAAAUAUGCUCAAUCAAAUGGCAUCAACGAGUGUCGAGCCAAAAAUGUAUUCGGCCACUUACGUCGAAAACUAUUUGGAUUCCGUGGAUAAUUUACCGAACGACGUACAACGGUACUUAACCCGAAUCCGCGAAAUUGAUUUGCAAUGCCGAGCUCAUUUACGUGACGUCGAUUACUACUACGACCAGUGGUCCAACUGCUCAACCACUGAACUCGAAUCUACAAAUGCCCCAUCGAAACGGGCCCGUGCAAUGGCGCGCAUUCAACAGAAUUUGAUUGCCGCUCAGGAAUUGGGCGAUGAAAAGCUACAAGUCGUUACACAAUUACAAGAAAUGAUUGACCAAAAGACGCGUCAAUUGGAUGCCGAUUUCAAAAAUCUUGAUUACGCUGACAAGGAUGAUCCAGCUUUGAUGGAUAAUUCACCAAAGGAUAUGCAUCCAUCCAGUCCGUCGUCAUCAUUCGUACCUUCGUCCACCAACGCUCAAAGGAGCGACGAAGGCUCGGUGGCUGGUUCUUCAGGCACAUCAUCUUCGCUCAACAACGAACGAAACAGUGGAAAUCAUUCGAACUCUUGCAAUGCCAAUACAUCUGGUUCACACAUUGCCGAUCGCAAUUCGAAACGUUCACGCCGUGCGCGUGAAACCGCAUCACGCAGCGGAAACAACAACAACACUUUCUCAAACAUGUCAAAAACAUCACAGAUCGACUUGGCAAGCGAUUCGAACAAUUCUAAUUCGAAUCAAUCAAACAAAAACGCAGGCGCUCCUGGCCAACCAUUGAAUACUGGCGGCUCUUCCAAUUCAAAUCGCAAACAAGGCGGAAACAAUGGUGGCGGCAGCAACAACAACAAGAAACGUAAACGCAAGUCAGCUCGCUCGCAGAAUGGCGGCAACGGUGGAAACAAUUCUAACAAUUUGAGCAACACAAGUCAAUCGAAUGCACGCUUACACGAUGAAACGCCGCCGCUCGAAGAAACCAUCGAUCCAGAUGAACCGACCUACUGUUUGUGCGAUCAAAUUUCGUUCGGCGAAAUGAUUUUAUGCGACAAUGAUUUGUGCCCUAUUGAAUGGUUCCACUUUUCUUGCGUAUCACUGACGACAAAACCGAAAGGCAAAUGGUUUUGUCCGAACUGUCGUGGCGAUCGGCCGAGUGUGAUGAAGCCGAAACAGCAAUUUCUCAAAGAAUUGGAACGGUAUAACCGUGAGAAAGAAGAGAAAACGUAAAAAAACACUAUCUUCGCAACCGCCUACGAUUAUGGCAUCUACGAAUUCGACUUAAUUUUUAGCCAAUUCCCACUUUCACUUUUUGGUUUUUGUUUUCAUAAUCACUUUAAAUUCAUCUAAUUAUGGUACAAACCCAUUCUCAUCUUUUUAUAGUAACGCAUUCGAAUCGAUUCAAACCAAACCAAAUGCGAACUGGUUAUUUUCAAAUAAUUUCGACUGAAUGUCAAGGAAUCAUUUCAUCGAAAAAAUUCAAUUUGUGUCAAUACAUUGUUUUGCUUUGUUCCUUCGAAACAGUCGAAAAUCAUUUUCAUUGUGCAUUUAGAUCAUUGACUUUAGUCGCCAUACUUGAAAUUCUAUGUUCAACAUGAAUCAAAAGAUUAUUCUGAAAAUUGAAUAAAACAAAACAAAACAAAACUAAAAUAAA